This is a messenger RNA of Symbiodinium natans, 1839 nucleotides long. NCBI's taxonomy places the organism in Eukaryota, Dinophyceae, Suessiales, Symbiodiniaceae. The record is from the annotation of a GenBank genome assembly.
AUGCAUGGGCCAUUCGACGCCUUGCGCGAUGUCUUGGCGCGCUUUGACCCGAAGAAGUCCAACCUGAUCCCCACGAGUCACUUGAGGAAUGUGCUUACCAAGAUCUUGCCGGACCUGGAGUCGGACUGGGAAGUGCUCCUGCAGGAAUUCGCCGUUGGCACCUUCACAGACUACCAGGCCUUCCUGGCAUCUUUGCAGUCUGCGGUGCCGGGAGACCCCGGAGAAAGCGAAGUUCUCCGUUCCGAGCUGAAGGAGACCCGAGGGCAGUUGGAGGCCCUUCAGAGAGUCCUGCAACGGCACCCCUUGGAGUUCACUGUGGGGCAGUACAACAUCUUGGCUGGAUACAUGGGCAGCAACACGGAGCCCUGGUUCCUCUACGGGGUGGACAUUGACGAGGACAGAAGGCGGGAGAUCUUCAGGCUGCAUGGCGAGCGCCAUGCCGAUGGAAGACCUGCCAACCCAGGCUGGCCCAACUACGUCAGGGGCGUGCUGUCCGCGGAGGAGAUCGCAGCCGUGGAGGCGGUGCAUGAACGAUGCUUUGCAUGGGAGGUGCGCAAGGACCGGCUUCUGGAGCAGAUUCGAGCCAUGGACUGCGACGUGCUGAGUCUGGUGGAGUGUGACCACUACAAUGACCACUUCCGGCCAGCGCUGGCAGCUAUGGGCUACGACUCCACGUGGCGCAAACGGCCACGGCCGUCGAGUGACGAUGGCUGCUGUGUGGCGUGGCGACGGUCCCUGUUCGAGCUCGUCAAGGAGACAUCGGUGGAGUUUGUCGACAAACUUUGCCCAGUACGGCAAAAGCUGGUCAAGGACCGAAUCGCUGUCGUGGCACUGCUGGAGACCAAGCUGACAAAGCAAAAGAUCUGCUUGGUCUCGACGCACCUGCAACGAAAUCCAGAGGACCCAACUCAGGACAUGCUGCGAGCCCGGCAGGUUGGCCAGGUUCUCCGUGCCCUGGCGGACUUUGUGAACUCCUUCCCGGCCUCCUCCGGUGCUCGAGAGGCUCCCGUGGUCCUCACAGGGGACCUGAACUGCACGUCCUUCGGCCGGCUCCGCGGCAUCGCGAACACCAUCUCACUGCUCAACCAGGAGGUGCAGCUGCACCCCUUCACCUUUGAUUGCGCGGAUGCACCUACGGGUGUUACCAGCGUCACGAUGGCCAGGUGCAUGCGGAUCGACGCAAUCCUCUACCAAUCUCAAAGGCUGGAGUUGGUUGAUGUGCAGGAGAUUCCAGAUGUCUCGCCAGAACAGCCGAUCCCUAAUGAUGAGCAGCCGUCCGACCACGUGCCGAUAGUCGCUCAGUUCCGUUGCAGGUCACGGCUGCACACCAUGAAGCAAUUGGCCAGGGAGUGGUUCCUCUCCCUAGCAGGCAAGGAGGCGCAGGUGCCCCUGAAUCAACGACAGCUGGAGAACGCUUUCAAGCUCUACGACUAUGAUGGCACAGGGACUGUGUCCUACAGCAACAUGCGGAAGGUUCUCACACAGCUUUUCGGCCUUUUGCCCGAUGCAUCGGAGAAGGCACUGGAACGUAUCCCAAAUGAGCUGACGUACGCGGACUUUGUGGCAGCCUACCUGGAUGCCGUGAAGGAAGCUGGGCUGCCAGGACUUGAGGACCUGCGCGAGGCCUUCCAGCUCUUCGACCGUGACCAAAGCGGCGCCAUCGACCAGCAGGAGCUUUUGACAGCUUUUGAGCAGUGCGCCCCAGCAACUGUCCCCACAGACAAGCUGAUAGAUCUCUUCAAAGCAAUUGAUGCUAACGGUGACCAGACCAUCGAUCUGGAGGAGAUGCUCCACUUUCUGGCAAAGACCUGGGCUGACUCCUUCCGCUUGGCCAAAUGA